Messenger RNA from Dentiscutata heterogama, 942 nucleotides. NCBI's taxonomy places the organism in Eukaryota, Fungi, Glomeromycota, Glomeromycetes, Diversisporales, Gigasporaceae. The record is from the annotation of a GenBank genome assembly.
AUGGAAGAUUCUGAUGAUUCAAUAUUAGAAGUUGCUGAACAUUCUGAUCUUAAUACACAAACUAGUAAAACUCAAAAAAAAAGAGACUGUCCAAAAAAUAUACUUUGGGAUAAUCAUUUUAAAGAAAUUAAUCUGCAUAAAGAUGGUCACAAAGGUUGGGAAUGUCUAUAUUGUAAAGAACAAAACCUACGUGUAUCUGAUAUAAACAUGAACACACAUUUGGUUUUAAAUUGUAAAAAAGUUCUACCUAAUAUUAGGCAAGAACUUUUACAAAAAUUUCCUAUACCAAAAGUUUUAGCAAAAAUAUUAUUACCUGCCAAAAAUGCUAUUAAAAUAAUUGAAUCAAAGUCUACAACAACUGCUAAUGUUUUUUUAUUUCUUGUUCAAAUGGCUGCUACUAUUAAUACUCUUAAAAAAAAUAAUUUGUUAGAACAUGGAGGGAUAGAAAGUGCAAAUACUUUAGUAGCACAAAUUAAAAAGUAUGAUGUAUAUGAACCCCAUAUAAUUUUACUUUUAUGGAAGAAAUUGAAUCACCACAAACCUGUUGGAUUACUCAAAAAUGAAGAAGCAGAAAAAGUUUCCAAUAUCGCGAAAUUACAUACAUAUUAUCUAACUAAUACUCAAAAUGAGCUAAAUUAUGUUGCUUUAGAAGUAGAAUUUGAGCAAAUAAUGGAAGAUUAUUCGAAUUUAGUUGAAUAUAAUGAUGAUAUGUUUACUAGUGAAGAAUUUGAUGAAGAUUAUAUUUCUAAUGAAGAUAAUUUAGAUGAAAUUAGACAAUUUGAUUGUGAAAAUUUGGAGAUUAGUGAAAUAAUUAAUUUUAAUGCCUUUUUAGAAGAACAAGUGAGUGAAGUGAAUAUUAAUAGUAAUAUUGAAACUGAAGAAGAAGCAGCAGAUUAUGAUAUAAAUGAAGUUAUCAAUGCAGCUAUAAGUAAUAUGAAAUAA